Messenger RNA from Tripterygium wilfordii, 4001 nucleotides. Its product is annotated as topless-related protein 3-like. The transcript is spliced from 26 exons. The record is from RefSeq and is a predicted model, not a curated record. Lineage: Eukaryota; Viridiplantae; Streptophyta; Magnoliopsida; Celastrales; Celastraceae. Gene Ontology annotation, molecular function: protein binding. The coding region runs from base 323 to 3784 and encodes 1153 amino acids. Gene Ontology annotation, biological process: regulation of DNA-templated transcription.
GCAUCGAAGAUAGCGAAACCAAGUCUCUCUCUUCUUUAUCUUCUCUCUAUCUUAAUACGCUGCCUUUGAAAGUUGAAACCCUAGAAACCCUCGAUUCCCGUACUUAAACUAAGCUGAAUCCUUUGAAGCUCCUCGAAAUUUCGUUUUCAGCGAGCAAUUGAGCUAAGAUUCGGAGCUGAGCUUGUGCCAUUUGGUGCGAUUCGGAGCUUGAUUGGUGUUUUUCGACUUUGAAAAUCUCUGUUCAUUUCUUCCUUUCUUGUUUUUGUUCCUGGUUGCUUUAACGUCGGUUUUAGCUUGGUUUUGGAAGAUUUUUGGCGAGAGGAUGUCUUCCCUCAGUAGAGAAUUGGUAUUUCUCAUCCUUCAAUUCCUGGAGGAAGAGAAAUUCAAGGAGUCCGUUCAUAAGCUUGAGAAAGAGUCAGGAUUCUUCUUCAACAUGAAGUACUUUGAAGAUAAAGUUCAAGCUGGAGAAUGGGAAGAAGUUGAAAAGUAUUUAUCAGGAUUCACCAAAGUUGAUGACAAUAGAUACUCCAUGAAGAUAUUCUUUGAAAUCAGAAAGCAGAAGUAUCUUGAAGCACUUGAUCGGCAAGAUAAGGCAAAGGGUGUUGAGAUACUGGUGACUGAUUUGAAAGUCUUCUCAACAUUUAAUGAGGAACUGUACAAAGAGAUUACACAGCUUUUGACUCUCAGCAACUUCAGGGAAAAUGAGCAGCUGUCCAAGUAUGGUGACACCAAAACAGCUCGUACAAUAAUGUUGAUAGAGCUGAAAAAACUCAUAGAAGCUAAUCCCCUUUUCCGCGAUAAGCUUUUUUUCCCUACACUAAAAUCAUCAAGAUUACGAACGCUAAUAAAUCAGAGUUUGAAUUGGCAGCAUCAGCUGUGCAAGAGCCCCAGGCCAAACCCAGACAUCAAGACUUUGUUCACAGAUCAUUCAUGUACACCUCAAAAUGGUCCUCUUGCCCCGACACCAGUCAAUCUUCCUGUUGCUGCUGUUGCUAAGCCAGUUGGUUAUACACCGCUUGGAGCUCAUGGGCCAUUCCCACCAAAUGCCGCAGCAGCAGCUAAUGCUGGUGCUUUAGCUGGUUGGAUGGCCAAUGCUUCUGCUUCUUCAUCCGUUCAAGCAGCUGUUGUUACUGCAUCGUCAAUACCUGUUCCACAAAAUCAAGUUUUGAAACGCCCAAGGACUCCUCCAACAGCUCCAGGUCUGGUUGAUUAUCAGAGUGCUGAUCAUGAAGAACUAAUGAAACGAUUUCGACCCGCCCAGUCUGUUGAGGAGGUGACAUAUCCAACACCUCGACAGCAAGCCUCUUGGUCAUUGGAUGACCUGCCUAGAACAGUAGCUUUGACCUUGCAUCAAGGAUCCACUGUGAUGAGCAUGGAUUUUCAUCCUUCUCACUCCACAUUGCUACUCGUUGGUUCUGCUAAUGGUGAGAUUACACUGUGGGAACUUAUACUGAAGGAGAGGAUGGUCUCCAAGCCGUUCAAGAUUUGGGACAUGGCCGCAUGUUCAUUGCCAUUUCAGGCUUCUAUUGUCAAAGAUGCACCAAUAUCUAUCAGCCGUGUGGCAUGGAGUCCAGAUGGAAAAUUUGUGGGUGCUGCAUUUACUAAACAUUUGGUCCACCUAUAUGGUUAUGCUGGAUCCCGUGAUCUACGCCAGCAUUUAGAGAUUGAUGCCCAUGUUGGUAGUGUGAAUGACUUGGCUUUUGCUCAUCCAAAUAAAACACUGUGUGUGGUCACCUGUGGAGAUGACAAGUUGAUAAAGGUGUGGGAUUUAUCCGGACGAAAGUUAUAUCACUUUGAAGGUCAUGAGGCACCGGUGUAUUCUAUCUGUCCUCACCACAAAGAGAGCAUUCAGUUCAUAUUUUCAACAGCUAUUGAUGGGAAAAUAAAAGCGUGGCUCUAUGACAAUAUGGGGUCUAGAGUUGACUAUGAUGCUCCUGGCCAUUGGUGCACAACAAUGCUUUAUAGUGCUGAUGGAAGCAGGUUGUUCUCUUGUGGGACGAGUAAGGAGGGGGAUUCUUUUCUUGUUGAAUGGAAUGAAAGUGAAGGAGCAAUGAAGAGGACAUAUACUGGGUUUAGGAAGAAGUCUGUGGGAGUAGGUGUUGUACAGUUCGACACAACCCAAAAUCACUUUUUAGCUGCCGGUGAAGAUAGCCAAAUAAAAUUUUGGGAUAUGGAAAAUACCAAUGUUCUGACAAGCACAGAUGCGGAGGGUGGACUACCGCCACUUCCCCGCUUGAAGUUUAACAAGGACGGAAGUAUUCUUGCUGUUUCAACAGCAGACAAUGGAUUCAAAGUACUCGCAAACAAUUCUGGUCUUAGAAUUUUAAGAUCGGUUGAUAUGCCCCCGGCUUAUGAAGCACUAAGAAUGCCCAUUGAAUCUUCUGUCAUCAAGUUACAGGUUUCAGGCACUUCUGGUAUUCCAAAUGUCAGUCCAGUCAAUUGUAAAGUGGAGAGGAGCUCCCCUGUUAGGCCUUCUCCAAUUAUGAAUGGAGUUGAUUCGAUGGGUAGAGGCGUGGAAAAGCCAAUAAAGAUGGAUGAAGUGAUUGAUAAAUCCAAGCCUUGGCGGCUGGCUGAAAUUGUAGAUCCCGGCCAGUGCAGAAUGGUUAGCUUGCCUGACAGCACUGAUACUUCUAGCAAGGUUGUUCGACUUUUAUAUACAAAUUCUGGAGUUGGCAUUUUGGCACUUGGAUCUAACGGGGUUCAAAAGCUGUGGAAGUGGAUUCGCAAUGAGCAAAAUCCAACUGGGAAGGCCACUGCAAGUGUCGUACCGCACCAUUGGCAACCAAACAGUGGUCUUGUUAUGUCCAAUGACAUCACAGGUGUCAACCUUGAAGAAGCAGUCCCGUGCAUUGCACUCUCUAAGAAUGACUCAUACGUCAUGUCAGCCACUGGUGGAAAAGUCUCAUUGUUUAACAUGAUGACCUUCAAGGUAAUGACAACAUUCAUGCCGCCUCCCCCUGCUUCUACCUUCCUAGCAUUCCACCCACAGGAUAAUAACAUUAUUGCUAUUGGAAUGGAGGAUUCUACCAUUCACAUAUACAAUGUCAGAGUGGACGAGGUGAAGUCAAAAUUGAAGGGCCACCAGAAGCGGAUAGCUGGUUUAGCCUUCUCCACCAAUCUUAACGUCUUAGUUUCAUCUGGUGCCGAUGCUCAAGUAGCCUUCUAUCCAUUGAUUUGCAUAACUCCAAUUUGUGUUGCCUUUUUUUGGCUUUGCAUUUGGAGCAUUGAUACAUGGGAGAAAAGAAAGUCUGUAACAAUUCAAAUUCCAGCAGGAAAAGCGCCAAGUGGAGAUACACGUGUGCAGUUCCAUUCUGAUCAGAUGCGCAUGCUAGUAGUUCAUGAGACCCAGUUAGCUAUAUAUGAUGCUGCCAAGAUGGAGCGAAUUCGGCAGUGGAUCCCACAAGAGUUAUUGUCUGCUCCCAUAUCUUACGCAGCGUACUCUUGCAACAGCCAACUAGUUUUUGCUACCUUUGUCGAUGGUAACAUUGGGGUUUUUGAUGCUGAUAGCCUGAAACUCAGAUGCCGCAUUGCUGCGUCAUCCUACCUGUCUCAGUCAGUCUUGAAUGGUAGCCAAUCUGUGUACCCACUUGUUGUCGCCGUGCACCCUUUGGAGCCCAACCAAUUGGCAGUUGGGUUAACCGAUGGGUCUGUUAAAGUUAUGGAGCCGACAGAAUCAGAGGGAAAGUGGGGGUCGACUCCACCAGCUGAUAACGGGACGUUAAACAGUAGAACGACGUCUUCGUCCACCACAAGCAACCACACACCAGAUCAGUUGCAGAGAUGAGAUCCCAUGUUUCUUUGUUUUGUGAUAGUUGUCAUCUGUAAUCUAAUUCCACAGAGAAAUUUAGGAGUUUUAGUCCCCAUAUGUUACUUUAUUGUAAGUAAAGCUUGGAAGGUGAUUAUUAGUUAUACACAUUCUUGUAUAUACCUUGUGUAGCCCAACUCUGUAUCUGAUUUCCCAUUCCCCUGUUUUUAUAGUGGCAAGCUCCAACUCCCAAGUA